This is a messenger RNA of Thermochaetoides thermophila DSM 1495, 972 nucleotides long. RefSeq lists its product as uncharacterized. Lineage: Eukaryota; Fungi; Ascomycota; Sordariomycetes; Sordariales; Chaetomiaceae. The coding region runs from base 1 to 972 and encodes 323 amino acids. The record is from RefSeq and is a predicted model, not a curated record. The transcript has 3 exons. Gene Ontology annotation, molecular function: iron ion binding; oxidoreductase activity. Gene Ontology annotation, biological process: lipid biosynthetic process.
AUGGACGUCGCUCUCGAGAUCCUGGACCCCUUGGUCUUUGAUAAGGCCUAUGCCUAUUUCGUGCCCGCCAAACCGGUGCCCAUCUCUGGCAACGCAACCUUCGCUGCUGGCGCUGGUGCUGCCGCUGCCCAACAACAGUCGCCCCUUUCUUUUGGGUCAGCAUGGCCGCGCGACAACAUCCUGCGGCAGUGCAUCUCGCUUUUCAUUAUCACUCAGAUCGGCGCGACGGCGCUGUACUUUGUGUUUAGCGCGCUGUCUUAUUACUUCGUCUUUGACCGUCGCCUUGAGUACCACCCAAAAUUCCUCAAAAACCAAGUGCGGCAGGAGAUUGUGUCCUCGAUGUGGGCCGUUCCCUUCAUCAACAUUCUGACGCUGCCCUUCUUCCUCGCCGAGGUUCGCGGAAAGAGCUUGCUAUACACGCACAUCGACGAGUAUGGUUGGCCCUGGCUCAUCAUCUCAAGUAUCCUAUUCAUGAUCUGGAACGAUAUCAUGAUCUACUGGAUUCACCGUCUCGAGCACCACCCCGCCGUCUAUAAGUAUAUCCACAAGCCGCAUCACAAGUGGAUCAUCCCGACCCCCUUCGCUGCUCUGGCUUUCCACCCUCUUGACGGCUACGCGCAAUCUCUGCCUUACCACGUUUUCGUCUUUAUCUGCCCCCUGCAGAAGUACCUAUACAUCUUCCUUUUCAUCGCGGUUCAGGUCUGGACCAUCUUGAUCCACGACGGCGACAUGAUCAGCGGCCACUGGCUCGAGAAGUACAUUAACAGCCCUGCCCACCACACUCUGCAUCACAUCUACUUCACCGUCAACUACGGCCAGUACUUCACCUGGUGCGACAGCUACUGGAAGUCCCAUCGCCCGCCCCAACCUGAGCUCGACCCCCUGAUCGAUGCCCUCAAAGUCAUGCGUCAAAAGGGUCUCGUCGACGAGAAAGGCAACCCCAUCCCGCAGGACAAGAAGAAGACCCAGUAA